Molecule: messenger RNA, 2791 nt
Organism: Rhinolophus ferrumequinum (greater horseshoe bat)
Lineage: Eukaryota; Metazoa; Chordata; Mammalia; Chiroptera; Rhinolophidae
Gene: DEK
Product: DEK proto-oncogene
Exons: 11
Coding region: 167-1297 (376 amino acids)
Biological process (GO): chromatin organization; regulation of double-strand break repair
Cellular component (GO): nucleus
Molecular function (GO): DNA binding; histone binding
Source: RefSeq, a predicted model, not a curated record
GCCAUUUUGAAAAUCUUGUUGAUUCUGAGGAGCGGAGAGCGCGGUGCGCGCGUCACGCUAGACCGCGGCCAGCGCGCCUUCUCUUUGGUGCCCACCGCUGCCCUCCCGAGCCUCCUUGUGCCCACGCGCGCCAGGCCCACGGCGGCCCGGACUUGCGGUCCACAGCAUGUCCUCCUCGAGUCCUGCUGCGGAGGGAGAGGGAACCCCCGACCAGCCUGCGUCCGAGAAAGAACCCGAAAUUCCUGACCCGAGAGAGGAAAGUGAAGAGGAGGACGACGACGACGAGGAGGACGACGACGAGGAGGAAGAAAAAGAAAAGAGUCUCAUCGUGGAAGGCAAGAGGGAAAAGAAAAAAGUAGAGAGGUUGACAAUGCAAGUCUCUUCUUUACAAAGAGAACCAUUUACAAUUGCACAAGGAAAGGGGCAGAAACUUUGUGAAAUUGAAAGGAUACAUUUCUUUCUGAGUAAGAAGAAAACGGAUGAACUUAGAAAUCUACAUAAACUACUUUACAACAGACCGGGCACAGUGUCCUCAUUAAAGAAGAAUGUGGGUCAGUUCAGUGGCUUUCCAUUUGAAAAAGGAAGUACCCAGUAUAAAAAAAAGGAAGAAAUGUUGAAAAAAUUUAGAAAUGCCAUGUUAAAGAGCAUCUGUGAGGUUCUUGAUUUGGAGAGAUCAGGUGUAAAUAGUGAACUGGUGAAGAGGAUCUUGAAUUUCUUAAUGCAUCCAAAGCCUUCUGGCAAACCAUUGCCAAAAUCUAAAAAAACUUCUAGCAAAGGCAACAAAAAGGAACGGAACAGUUCUGGAAUGGCAAGGAAAGCUAAGCGAACCAAGUGUCCUGAAAUUCUGUCAGAUGAAUCCAGCAGUGAUGAAGAUGAAAAGAAAAACAAGGAAGAGACUUCCGAGGAUGAAGAUAAAGAAAGUGAAGAGGAGCCACCAAAAAAGACAUCUAAAAGAGAAAAGCCUAAACAGAAAGCCACUUCUAAAAGUAAAAAAUCUGUAAAGAGUGCUAAUGUGAAGAAAGCAGAUAGCAGCACCACCAAGAAGAAUCAAAACAGUUCAAAAAAAGAAAGUGAAUCUGAGGAUAGUUCAGAUGAUGAACCUUUAAUUAAAAAAUUGAAGAAACCUCCUACAGAUGAAGAGUUAAAGGAAACAGUAAAGAAAUUAUUGGCCAGUGCUAACUUGGAGGAAGUUACAAUGAAGCAGAUUUGUAAAAAGGUAUAUGAAAAUUAUCCUGCUUAUGAUUUAACUGAAAGAAAGGGCUUCAUAAAAACGACUGUUAAAGAGCUAAUUUCUUGAGGACAGAAACAGAUGACUUGUUCCAUGGACUUAAAGAUCUGAUUUAUACCAUUAUACCAGCAAAGAGAAUGUAUUUCUUUUUCUAAAUCCUUGCAAGCAUUGUUGAUAGAACUUACUGCUAACUUUUUUUAUCUUGAGUGUUAACGUAUAUUUGAGUUUGCCAUUUUAAAUUGCAUUUCUAUGCAGUUUUUAGUUUUUAAAAUUUUGCAUGGCAGUAAUUGUUCCUUGCUUUUAUAGUUGUAUUUUGUACAUUUUGGAUUUCUUUAUAUAAGAUCAUAGAUUCUUGAACUGUUGUAGUUUUUAGUGCACUUACUAGCUUAAGGUAUACUUUUAAUCAAGUAGAACAGAAACUAUUAUGACUGGCAUUUAUACAUGCAGAGACUAUUGCAGUAUUUAGUAUAUGAAAUAUUUUGAAUACACAUCUCUGUCAGUGUAAAAACUCAGUGAUUGUGUGUUCAUCAUAUUAAUAAUAUACAAGCUUCAGCUGUCCAGAUGACUAAAUUGGAACUUUUCUCCUGCAUGUGUAUAUGUCAAAUUGUCAGCAUGACAAAAUGACAGAUGUUAUUUUUGUAUUUAAAAAAAAAAAAAUGGUUGUAUAUAAAGUUUUUUAAUUUCUUUUGUGCAGAUCAAUUUUUAAACUCAUAGGUAGGUAUCUUUACAGCUAUAAACUAUGAAGUGUCAGUGUUCAGCCAGAUGGUAUCACGGAGCAGUGAAAGUCAGAAUUCAGUGAAAACACUGAAGGAACAGAUAGUUCUCUGCUUUACCUUGAAAGUGUCAUCAAUUUGUAGUUUUAGUGUUAACUCUGCAAGUGUCUUAUAGAUACAUUUUAUAUUAAGGAUAGACUAAAAUCAACACAUCAAAAUUCAGGAUUUUGCAGAAGAGUAGGAUUAUGUACAUUUGGCUUAUAAUAAAUGACUGAUUUUUAUUUACUGCUUUUGCCCAUAUAAAAUGCUGAUAUUUACAGGGAACCUGGCCAUCUUUACAAUUAUGACAGAAAGUACCAGGAGCAAUGCCAGAAGAUACUGUGUAGGCAAUAGUGGGUAUCUCUGACAAAGUAUUUCGCAAAAGUGAUAACAGACUUAUUUUUAACAUUAAAGAAAUUUAAUGUAUUGUGGAAUUAGAGCUAUUGGGUUUUAAGUUUUGGCUAGUCAGGAUUCUAGGUGAUCAACAUAUGGACCACCCCUGAAUGAGACUAAUUUGUCUUUUAAAUUGACUGUCUUAAUCAGUUUUAUUAAAUAAGCUCUGAAUUUUAAAGUAAACCAUGCUGCUUAUGAGAGAAUUAGGCCUUUGACAAACCAGUUGAGUGUUUAAAAUAAAAAUCUUUGCAUCAUAGAACAAAAAUAUGUUGAUUGUUAACAGGGAUUUUCAGUUUUGACUUGUUUCUUGAUAAAGACAUUAGAGAAUACAAAUGAAUGGAAUAAACUAAAUGAGACCUAAGAAUUGGCCUUUGAUUUUAAAUAUUUUGUUCCUAUAAACCGUCAAUAAAAAUAAAUC